This is a messenger RNA of Salvia hispanica, 357 nucleotides long. RefSeq names its product U3 small nucleolar ribonucleoprotein IMP3-like. Gene Ontology annotation, biological process: rRNA processing; ribosomal small subunit biogenesis. Gene Ontology annotation, molecular function: snoRNA binding; rRNA binding. Gene Ontology annotation, cellular component: small-subunit processome; Mpp10 complex. The record is from RefSeq and is a predicted model, not a curated record. NCBI's taxonomy places the organism in Eukaryota, Viridiplantae, Streptophyta, Magnoliopsida, Lamiales, Lamiaceae.
AUGAGGAAGCUAAAGUUUCAUGAGAAGAAACUGCUAAAAAAGGUUAACUUUUUAGAAUGGAAGAGAGAAGGUGGGCAGAGGGAAAACCUAGUAAUGCAUCGCUAUCACGUUACCGGUAGAGACGAUUACAAAAAGUAUUCACGGUUGUGUAGAACAGUGCAGAGGCUGGUCAGCAUACUUAAACAGAUGGAUGCGCGAGAUCCUUAUCGAAUCGAGAUGACUGAUAACCUUCUUGAAAAACUGUACAACAUUGGUGUUAUUCCAUCUCGUAAAAGUGAGCGCCUCUCUGUAUCAUCCUUUUGUCGACGUAGGCUUGGCUCUGUGUUGGUGAGAUUGAAGUUUGUUGUUCUGCUCUAG